Sesamum indicum (sesame) is the source of this 1296-nucleotide messenger RNA. RefSeq names its product NAD(P)-binding Rossmann-fold superfamily protein. The record is from RefSeq and is a predicted model, not a curated record. Gene Ontology annotation, molecular function: protein-containing complex binding. Gene Ontology annotation, cellular component: mitochondrion. NCBI's taxonomy places the organism in Eukaryota, Viridiplantae, Streptophyta, Magnoliopsida, Lamiales, Pedaliaceae.
UUUUAAUAAAGAAUAUGAAAAACCGAAUAAAGAAGAAAGCCCCAGACUCGCAACUUUCAGUGUAUGCUUGCGUAUUGAUACAGACACAGAAAAUUUGAUACGAUCACAGAUACGAAAUGUCUCGAUUGGUUCACCAUUCAAAGCUCAUCUUCUACAGAAUCUCCAGUAUAGCCACCUCAAGAAAUGGACGGUUUCUUUCCACUGGUCCUGAUAAAUCUAGUGGCCUUAAUGAUUCUGCUAAAACCGAUAAAGUUGAGGAAGCUGAGACGGUGGAGGUUCCUCCCCCUCCAACAGAGAAGUUGCUUGUACUUGGUGGAAAUGGAUUUGUUGGUUCCCAUAUCUGCAAGGAAGCUUUAAAUCGUGGUCUGACUGUUGCUAGCCUCAGCAGAUCUGGUAGAUCCUCGGUACAAGAAUCGUGGGCUAACAGUGUGAUCUGGCAUCAAGGUAACCUUUUCUCGACCGACUCAUGGAAGGACGUGCUCAAGGGAGUGACCUCAAUUAUUUCUUGUGUCGGCGGCUUUGGUUCCAACUCAGAAAUGUACAAAAUUAAUGGAACUGCAAAUAUUAAUGCUAUUAGAGCUGCUUCGGAAGAAGGAGUCAAGAGAUUUGUAUAUAUCUCUGCUGCUGACUUCGGUGUAGUAAAUUAUCUUCUAAAUGGGUAUUAUGAGGGAAAGAGAGCUGCUGAGACCGAGUUACUCACCAGGUAUCCUUAUGGAGGAGUGAUUCUGAGGCCUGGAUUUAUACACGGGACUCGCCAUGUUGGGAGCAUGAAGUUGCCACUUAGUGUGAUUGGUUCUCCUUUGGAAAUGGUACUCCAGCAUGCUAAACCACUGAUCCAGGUUCCCCUGGUUGGACCUCUAUUGACCCCUCCAGUUAGUGUCAAUGCUGUGGCCAAGGUUGCUGUAAGAGCAGCAACUGAUCCGGUCUUCCCUCCAGGAAUUGUCGAUGUGUACGGAAUUUUACGGUAUAGUCAGCAAAGAUAAGCAUGGACUAUUCUCGUCUUAAUACUGGAGUGAAGUUUUUAGUGCAGAGUCGUUUCUCUUGAGGCCUGAAAUAAUAAUCUGAAUGUAAGGAGACAGUAGUAUUGUCCUUGCUAUAGUGCGGAUAGUGGGAUGAUUGAUGUAAUAAAGAGGCGAUCGUUGAGCAUACAUGUCCAAUGUAGUGAAGAGUAGAUCCAUCUAUAAAUAUCAUUCUUGUUUGGUUGUGGAUUAUGAUUUCUGUGAGAAAUACGCAUGUAGACUCUGUUAUGCUGCGGUUUCGUGCAGUUACCUUUUGUUGUUCAAAGAAAAUUUUAAG